AUGUAUGUAUCUAAAGUGGGAGACAAUACAGAAGCCCUAAAAGCAAUCUGGAAAGCACAUCCCCGGUGGAUCUGCCGCAGCACCCACCACGAUGACGCUAACACACGGCUUCACAGCUCUGCAGCAGCGUCAGUCCGACCUCUGACCCCGCGUGUCACUAUCCUCCUCGUCUCCGCGCUCUCAGCUAAACGCCGCCUGACGCAGUACCCCUCCCAUCCACACGUCACGGCGGUGAGUGUGCGUGACAGCCCCAGCGCCCGCCGCGGCCCACACGUCAACCGUGGCCAGCGCACACGCCACACGCAGAGUAAACAAGCCACCAAAGGCCUGCGUUAUGCAAGAGAUGGGAGGUGA
Knipowitschia caucasica is the source of this 354-nucleotide messenger RNA. The record is from the annotation of a GenBank genome assembly. NCBI's taxonomy places the organism in Eukaryota, Metazoa, Chordata, Actinopteri, Gobiiformes, Gobiidae.